UCCGGUUGGAGACGUGGCUGUACCCAGCUGCCAUAUUGAAGCUUCGGUCAGGGAGACACUCGACAGAGGCUGCAUAAUCAUUUAAAAAACAUUGGCAUAAAGAAACGGAUACCAUACGGGACUGUCACAGUCGGAAUCUUAAGCACGCAAACGACCACACAGACCGAAAAUGGUGCUGUUGGCAGCGGCUGUGUGCACCAAGGCGGGCAAGGCCAUCGUGUCGCGGCAGUUUGUGGAGAUGACCCGGACACGCAUUGAGGGCCUGCUGGCCGCCUUCCCCAAGCUGAUGAACACGGGCAAGCAGCACACCUUCGUGGAGACGGAGAGCGUCCGCUACGUCUACCAGCCCCUGGAGAAGCUCUACAUGGUGCUCAUCACCACCAAGAACAGCAACAUCCUGGAGGACCUGGAGACCCUGCGGCUCUUCUCUCGUGUGAUCCCCGAGUACUGCAGGGUCCUGGAGGAGAGCGAGAUCUCGGAGCACUGCUUUGACCUCAUCUUUGCCUUUGACGAGAUCGUGGCCCUGGGCUACAGGGAGAACGUCAACCUGGCCCAGAUCCGUACCUUCACAGAGAUGGACUCCCAUGAGGAGAAGGUGUUCCGUGCCGUCAGAGAGACCCAGGAGCGCGAGGCGAAGGCGGAGAUGCGGCGGAAGGCGAAGGAGUUGCAGCAGGCGCGCCGCGACGCAGAACGUUCUGGAAAGAAAGCGCCCGGCUUUGGGGGCUUUGGCAGCUCCGGCAUGACCAGCAGCAACUCGGCCACCAUCAUCACAGAUGCUCUCAUGGAGCCCGAGAAGCCCAAGGUGGCACCUGCACCUGCUAGGCCCAGUGGCCCCAGCAAGGCUCUGAAACUGGGAGCCCGAGGGAAGGAGGUGGAUGACUUUGUGGACAAGCUGAAGUCAGAAGGGGAGAAUAUCAUCCUGCCCAGCACAGGAAAGAGGCCCUCAGAGGCGUCCAAAUCCCUGCCUCCUCCGGUCAAUGUAGAGAGCGUGCACAUGCGGUUGGAGGAGAAGAUAUCUUUGACCUGUGGGCGUGAUGGGGGCCUGCAGAACAUGGAGGUGCUGGGCAUGAUCACCCUCAGGGUGUCCGACGAGAAGAAUGGAAGGAUUCGUGUGUACGUCAACAACAAUGACAAGAAGGGCGUCCAGCUGCAGACUCACCCCAACGUGGACAAGAAGCUCUUCACUGCUGACUCUGUGAUUGGCCUGAAGAACCCAGACAAGUCCUUCCCUCUGAACAACGAUGUGGGUGUGCUCAAGUGGAGACUACAGACCACGGACGAGUCCCUCAUACCACUCACAAUAAACUGCUGGCCUUCGGAGAGCAGCACCGGCUGCGAUGUGAACAUAGAAUAUGAGCUGCAGGAGGAGGGGCUGGAGCUCAAUGAUGUCAUCAUCGCCAUCCCUGUUCCUUCAGGGGUUGGAGCGCCAGUGAUCGGAGACCUCGACGGCGAGUAUCGCCACGACAGCCGGCGGAACAUUCUGGAGUGGUGCUUGCCGGUCAUUGAUGUCAAGAAUAAGACGGGCAGCCUGGAGUUCAGUGUGGCCGGCCAGCCCAGCGACUUCUUCCCUGUCAAUGUCUCUUUCGUCUCGAAGAGCAACUUCUGCGACAUACAGGUCGCCAAAGUGUCUCAGGUAGACGGGGACAGCCCUGUGAGGUUCUCCAUGGAGACGGCAUUCGUGGUCGACAAAUACGAGAUUCUAUAAAGAAAUAAAUGAUGACGCAAGGGGAAAAAUGAAAAUGAAAAUAUAUAGCAGGAAAAACAAAAAAAAACGGAAGAAAUUACUGUCAGCCUGUCCGCCUAUUCUGA
This is a messenger RNA of Anguilla anguilla (European eel), 1809 nucleotides long. It is a transcript of the gene arcn1a, whose product is annotated as archain 1a. The transcript has 10 exons. NCBI's taxonomy places the organism in Eukaryota, Metazoa, Chordata, Actinopteri, Anguilliformes, Anguillidae. The record is from RefSeq and is a predicted model, not a curated record. Gene Ontology annotation, cellular component: cytosol; COPI vesicle coat. Bases 170 to 1705 code for a protein of 511 amino acids. Gene Ontology annotation, biological process: retrograde vesicle-mediated transport, Golgi to endoplasmic reticulum; endoplasmic reticulum to Golgi vesicle-mediated transport; Golgi localization.